AUGAGUUCACAGACCAAUGGUCACACAAAAGGUUUGCACCAGAAUGGGUCUGCAACCAAGUCCGACGUCUGCGUCGUCGGCGCCGGACCAGCCGGCUUAAUGCUCGGAUCUCUCCUGGCAAGAUUCGGUCAGAAAGUCCAAGUCAUUGACGACAGACCGGACCAAACCGCAGUAGGCCGCGCCGAUGGAAUCCAGCCAAAGUCGAUUGAGACGCUGCAGAUGUUGCGCCUCGGCGACGAGCUUCUCCGCACCGGUGUCAAGGUCCACGACAUUUGCAUGUGGCAGAGCUCAAGCGAGGCAGAUCUGCACCGACUGAGCCGCUCGAUCCAUUAUCCUGCUUCUGUCGUAGAUCUCUUGCAGCCCUACAUCUUGCUAUGUCAUCAGGGCAUGAUUGAGGGUGUCUUUGUUGAUGACCUUUGCAAGAGUGGCGUCGAAGUGAAGCGUAGCCACAGCUUCCAGACUUACAGCGCCUUGAACGAUGGCUCUCUGAGCAUCGAAUGCGACCUUCAAGGGGAAGGAAAGACGUCCAUCCACUCGGAGUUCCUGGUAGGAUGUGAUGGUGCGCGGUCUCUCGUUCGAAAGAGCAUUCCCGACACAUUCGCGCAAGGUUCACCGCACGCUUCAGUAUGGGGUGUCCUCGAUGGUGAACUGGAGACAGACUUCCCCGACCUUUGGAGCAAAACGGUAGUCUUUUCUGAGAAAUACGGCUCCAUCCUCAUCAUCCCUCGCGAACGCAACAUGACGCGUUUCUACAUCGAAAUGAAGUCGUCGACAUCUUCAAAAGACCUUGGAGAAGAAUACGUAAUGGAGCAGGCCCGCCUCAUUCUCACACCCUACAGCGUCAAAUGGCGCUCUGUAGAAUGGUUCGGCAACUACCACGUCGCCCAGCGCGUGGCCGCUCGCUUCUCCGACCCGGCCCAGCGCGCCUUCGUCGCCGGCGACGCCAGCCACACGCACAGUCCCAAGGCAGCGCAGGGCAUGAACACGAGCAUCCACGACACCUGGAACCUCGGGUGGAAGCUCAACCUCGCCCUGCGCGGGCUAUCCAAGGGCGACGUGUUGCUUGCGACGUACGAGCAGGAACGCAAGAAGAUUGCGCACGAUCUCAUCAACUUUGACUUCGAGCACGCCAACGAGAUUGCUCGCGGAGACGCGAAGCGGCUGGCGGAGAACUUCAAGCUGAAUACUCGCUUCAUUUCGGGAGUCGGGGUCGAGUACGGCGAGAACGAGCUCAACCGGGGUCGGGCUGACGGCGUCAAGGGCGCCGCAAAACCGGGAUGCAACCUCCCGCCUGCAAAGGCUACUCGGUAUAUCGAUGCUUGCCCUAUCGACGUUCAGCUUGACAUUCCGGUCUUGGGCCAGUUCCGCAUCUACGCAGUCUUGAACGACGUCUCUAGUGCUGCGGGUGUCUCUUUCCUGCAAGACUUCAGCACUGGCGUAGCAUCUGCAUCUUCAUUGGUGUCGAGAUUAUCCGCUGCAGCGGCGCAGUCGUACAAGGUGAAGCCACGCGCCAGCCGAGCGGACGAUAUUCAUGUGCGCCCUGAGAGGUACACAUCCGUCAGUCAAUUGUGCAUAUUUGCGCUCAUCACAUCUACCGACAAAAACGACUUUGAAAUCUCUUCGCUUCCUCCCGUGUUCUCACAAAGUGCCUGGACAAUCUAUCUCGACGAUGUAGCACCUCUGGAUACACAAGGACGCUCCUGUACAGACAAGUGGCUUGGGGGUCUCGGAAAGGACGAAGCUUCCCUCAUCGUCGUCCGACCGGACGGCUACGUGGGUACCAUCGGCCGCUGGCAAGCGACCGAAAGCGGCACCGGUGGGAUGGCGGCGCAAUGGCUGGACGACUACUUUGGCGGUUUCUUGCAAGCGCCGGACACGUAUUAA
Colletotrichum phormii is the source of this 1884-nucleotide messenger RNA. RefSeq names its product FAD binding domain-containing protein. The coding region runs from base 1 to 1884 and encodes 627 amino acids. The record is from RefSeq and is a predicted model, not a curated record. The transcript is spliced from 3 exons. Gene Ontology annotation, molecular function: oxidoreductase activity; FAD binding. NCBI's taxonomy places the organism in Eukaryota, Fungi, Ascomycota, Sordariomycetes, Glomerellales, Glomerellaceae.